Molecule: messenger RNA, 414 nt
Organism: Aspergillus terreus NIH2624
Lineage: Eukaryota; Fungi; Ascomycota; Eurotiomycetes; Eurotiales; Aspergillaceae
Exons: 2
Coding region: 1-414 (137 amino acids)
Source: RefSeq, a predicted model, not a curated record
AUGCUUCAACCACCCCCCAGCUGGAGGACGGCGGGUGCCCUCCACGCCGCCAAAGAAACGCGCAACAUCGCGCAGAAACUCACUGAAUCCGACAAACAGGUCGUCGUCUGGGGCUCGCAGUCCGGCACGGCGGAAGGCUUCGCAAAAAGCCUCGCCCGCGACAUCGCCUGGCGCGACGACCUCUUCGCGGCCUUCCGGCGGAACCUGGGCAUCACCGAAACCGACCUGCAGUACAUUCCCACGCUGACGGAAGACGAAUCGCUGGGGCCGAUCGACCUGCACUACGGCGAGCCUGACCCGCACCUCCUCCCGCGCGCGCAAUGCUCCGCCGUGCGACCGCUGCGCGUCAUCAGCACCCGCGAGCUCUUCAGCCCCUCCGCCGGCCUCCACCUCGACCUCGACCUCGCCGCGUAG